AUGUGUUGGGUGUCGUAUGUUGGUCCGCUUAAAGGUGGUUGUGGUGCCUCUUCUGCGCAGAAUUGGUACCCCUUUCGCUUCUUCCCAGGGCCAUUCGAACCAGAGUGCGAAGCAGGCCACAGUGGCGCUAGUCAGACUGCCGUCCGUUGGGAGAGCGACCAGGCAUUGCAUGAAAGGGUACACCCGCUUGUGCACACUGGAGUUUCCCUUCAUACAUCCUUAAUAUGGAAACGCGGGGCUGAGAAGCAAGGUGGACCUUUCCGAUAUGCGGCAUGGCUGCGUUAUCUUCCUGAGCUGCGCUUGGCCCCAGCAACUGUAGAGUGGGCAAAAGGCAUGCUCAGUACCCGUCUACAAGGCUGCCAUGAUUCUCUGGCCCAGCAGAAUGUGCAGCAAGGGGAAGCGACGGAAGUUUUGGAGGCACCGGAUUCUUCGGAAUGCCCCUCGCAGUUGGCGCUGGCCGAUAAGACAGGGGGCAUUAAGACUGUUGAAAUAGUGGAAAACCUUAGCAAGAAGGCACCAGACAGUCCCGCGUAUGCCGUGGUUGAUGCUGAUGGACGGUGCUGGGAAUGCCCCCUGGAUCACACCACGGUCUUCACUCCUAGGCUGCAGAUUCACAGUCCCCUAAGGGCAGCCCAAAUAUCUGUUGGAGAGGCCGACCAAAACGUCAAUGAUGUUUCUUCAAUCCCUCCUCUAUUCCUCAGUGUUGACAGAAGAGAACCACCGUUAGAAGACUCGCCAGCCCGUGUGGAACGGCUGCCCAAAGACUUCCCUCCGCAAGCGCCAUCUGGCCAGGUUCCACAUGUACCUCGAAAUACGCGGUCUUCGCAGUCGUUUACCUGUUGGGGAAUGCAAGGCACUGCAGGGAAGGCUUCUACUUCGGCGCCCGCGGGACCGUAUUCGCACCUGGACGUCUCCUCUGCCCAAUCGGACGCCCAAACUGAAGAUCAACCCAUUCUUCAUAACAAUUCAACAGUGAAGCACUCGAGUGAAUGCUUUCCCAAGCAUUCUUGUCGGAGGGAUGGGUGGCAAAUACUUGCAGCAGCUGGUCGGCAGCUGGACGGAAAUACAGUCAAAACGGUUGACGCUCCCUUUUAUCCUGUGGUAUGCAGCAGCUGCCAACAAGAGGUCGAAGUUGAGACAGUGGUUUCUCAGCCAGGUAGCCCACCUCCUUUGCAGCACCCAUACUCAACAGGGUCCCUGGGUGGCACCUGCCGAACGGUAUCGCUUUCAGCGUCAGGCACACUUGAAAGGGCCUUGGGGUCUCCCUCAAAUGCCGCCUGGCAAAACGCUCCCUCAUGUGAAGGUUCUCCAAAGUGGAACCUCUCUGCGUUCAAAAGCUCGCCUUCUUUUCCGUGUGAUGCAAUGAGGGCGUCGUCCAAGCCAGAGAGGCUGCCUUGCACGCUUCGCCCGAGCACGGCACAAAUAACUGUUCACUAUACCCGUGCAGUGGCAGCAGUAAAUAACACAGCAGAUUUAAAGGCAAGCAUGGGGCACCGCGUCGACCGUGGAUUGCAAUAUACUAAGUUGGCCAGAACCGUUUCACAAGUAGAUGCCGGGAGGAUGCGCGUGCAAGGAUCUACGCAUUUUCUUUCCCCGGUUGCUGCUGAGCCUUCUCCCAGUGUUUCAGUCUACUCAUUCACCGGAAGCAGUCUGUCAGAGACCUGCUUGGUGUGUGAGGAUCUGUCUAACUUCCAGGAUGGAGCAACGUCGCGGACGGAUGAUGCGGGCAGUCAAAUGCGUAAGGACACGGAUCCAGGUCCACUUGGUUCAACCCCCCCACCGCCCGAGAAGUCCCACACGAAAACUCCGGAGGAACAACCCAGCGCAACGGUGGGAGUGCUUAUCGAGCCGCAAACAUCUCGUGUGAUGGAGCUCCGAAGGUUGAAGCGUGUGAUGCGGGCACUGUAUAGCUCGGUGUCGGGGACUUACCGACGUUCCGAAACUAAGCAGCAACUGGAUCACGACGAUGCGACACCAGAAGCAACUCUUACUGGGCGACUGUACCGGCGUUACACUGGAAAGCAAUUGCAAACGACCGAAAAGGCACACCAGUUUGAUGUGGUUGAGCCGGAAAAGCGUCAUGGCAUUGGAUUGCGACGACGACUAAGCCGUCGGUUGCUCUCACUGGAUUUUCAUGCGACUGCCACCCCUUGUUCAGGAGGCAUUCCGAAGCCAUGGGGCAAGCGACAUUAUUACAGGCGAGGUAGCCUGUACCGCAGAGGCACUCUAGCGGUGGUUGCACGGGAGAAGCGGCUCCAUCUUGAAACUAAAUUUGGCCGAAUGUGCGUGAAGAAAUGCCACCGCUAA
Molecule: messenger RNA, 2307 nt
Organism: Eimeria maxima
Lineage: Eukaryota; Apicomplexa; Conoidasida; Eucoccidiorida; Eimeriidae
Exons: 3
Coding region: 1-2307 (768 amino acids)
Source: RefSeq, a predicted model, not a curated record